Molecule: messenger RNA, 1596 nt
Organism: Puma concolor (puma)
Lineage: Eukaryota; Metazoa; Chordata; Mammalia; Carnivora; Felidae
Source: RefSeq, a predicted model, not a curated record
AACAACAAUAACUACAUGAACAUGGCUGAGGCCAACAGUGCUUUCUUUGCAGCCAGUGAGACAUUCCAUACGCCAAGCCUCGGGGAUGAGGAGUUUGAAAUCCCCCCUAUCACGCCUCCUCCAGAAUCAGACCCUGCCCUGGGCAUGCCCGAUGUUCUUCUACCCUUUCAAGGCCUCAGCGAUCCGUUGCCUUCCCAGGGAAGUGAAUUCACACCCCAGUUUCCCCCUCAAAGCCUGGAUCUUCCUUCCAUAACAAUCUCAAGAAAUCUCGUGGAACAAGAUGGCGUGCUUCAUAGCAGUGGGUUGCAUAUGGACCAGAGCCACACGCAAGUGCCCCAGUACCGUCAGGAUCACUCCUUGAUCAUGAGGUCCAUUGUCCACAUGACUGAUGCUGCUCGCUCUGGGAUCAUGCCUCCCACUCAGCUCACCACCAUCAACCAGUCUCAGCUCAGCGCCCAGUUGGGGUUAAACUUGGGAGGCGCCAAUAUGCCUCACACGUCUCCUUCACCUCCAGCAAGCAAAUCAGCGACACCCUCCCCUUCCAGCUCCAUCAAUGAAGAGGAUGCUGAUGAAUCCAACAGAGCCAUUGGAGAGAAAAGAGCUGCUCCAGAUUCUGGCAAGAAGCCCAAGACUCCAAAGAAAAAGAAAAAGAAAGAUCCCAAUGAGCCCCAGAAGCCAGUGUCAGCAUAUGCCCUGUUUUUCAGAGACACACAGGCCGCAAUUAAAGGUCAAAACCCCAAUGCAACCUUUGGAGAGGUCUCGAAAAUCGUUGCAUCUAUGUGGGACAGCCUUGGAGAAGAACAAAAGCAGGUUUAUAAAAGGAAAACGGAAGCUGCCAAAAAAGAAUACCUGAAGGCCUUGGCUGCGUACAGGGCCAGCCUCGUUUCUAAGGCUGCUGCCGAAUCCGCAGAAGCCCAGACCAUUCGCUCCGUUCAGCAGACCCUGGCGUCCACCAAUCUGACAUCCUCGCUCCUUCUCAACCCUCCGCUGUCGCAGCACGGGACCGUAUCAGCCUCACCUCAGACUCUCCAGCAGUCGCUCCCCAGGUCCAUCGCUCCCAAACCCCUAACCAUGAGACUCCCCAUGAACCAGAUCGUCACGUCGGUCACCAUCGCCGCCAACAUGCCCUCGAACAUUGGGGCCCCGCUGAUAAGCUCCAUGGGGACGACCCUGGUGGGCUCGGCGUCCUCUGCCCAGGGGAGCCCUUCCGUGCAAACCCAGCAGCAGCACCUGCAGAGGCAGCAGCAGCAGCUCCAGCAGCACCAAAUGCAGCAGCAGCUCCAGCAGCAGAUGCAGCAGCAGCAUUUCCAGCACCACCUGCAGCAGCACCUGCAGCAGCAGCAGCAGCACCUGCAGCAGCAGCUCAGCCAGCAGCAGCUGCAGCAGCAGCUCCAGCAGCAGCUCCAGCUGCAGCAGCUGCAGCAGCACAUGCAGCACCCGCCUCAGCCCUCUCCUCGGCAGCCCUCCCCGGUCACCUCCCAGAUGACGUCCCCCAUCCCCGCCAUCGGGAGCCCGCAGCCAGCCUCUCAGCAGCACCAGUCACAGAUACAGUCUCAGCCACAGACUCCGGUGUUGUCCCAGGUCAGUAUUUUCUGA